Messenger RNA from Acanthoscelides obtectus, 3254 nucleotides. The record is from the annotation of a GenBank genome assembly. NCBI's taxonomy places the organism in Eukaryota, Metazoa, Arthropoda, Insecta, Coleoptera, Chrysomelidae.
GUACUAAGGUACUUAAGCUGUCAGUUUUAAACGAUGGGUAGUUGAAAACGUCAAUUUUGUAAAUCUAAUGAUACUUUUUCCGACAGAGGAGAUACUUUGCAUCCCCUAUACGAGUACAUCGCAUUCCCUUCACAGUGCGUCAGUUCCGAUCGAUAGAAUGAUUCCUCUCCACCAUGACGCGCGGCACGAUAUUUCAUGUUCAUGGCCUGAUUAAAACAGCAAAAUAGGAUAAUUUUGCCUCUUAUCUCAACAUACUGUGACCUUUCGGUCGGAUAAAUCAUGUCAGUGGAACUAGCGGGAGGUGCAUCAGUACGUAGGUUAUUUUUGAACAACAUCAGCAGCAAGUAGAUAUAGGCCUGUAGGCUUAUCCUAACCUAUACGUUCUGCGAAUGUGAUUUUGCGCCGGAAAACUGCCAUUCUACAAGAUAUCAUAAUGUCGUUGAUCACCUCAGAACUUCCAACGUUGUACGAGCACUACACCGCUGGUGGAAUCCAUACAGGGCUAAACUCCGACAAACCUUACUUCACGCUCAAUGAUAAAAAUAUAUCUAUCUACAGUGGGGCGAUACAUUACUUUAGAGUGCCGAAAGAGUAUUGGAGGGAUCGGCUAAGAAAACUUAGAGCAGCAGGCUUGAAUACAGUAGAAACGUACGUCCCAUGGAACUUACACGAGCCUCAACCAGACACCUUCGACUUCGGUCAAGGCGGAUCAGACUGGGAGCAUCUUCUAGACGUCAGGGAGUUUUUGACCAUCGCUAAGGAAGAAGACCUUUUCGCUAUCGUUAGACCUGGACCUUACAUUUGUUCGGAAUGGGAAUUUGGCGGGUUGCCUAGUUGGUUACUACGUGAACCAAAUAUCAGGUUUCGGACUUCUGAUGGUACCUUCAUGAAAUACGUUAGCAGAUACUUCAGCGUCCUGCUACCCAUAUUAGCCAUGCUUCAAUUUACUAGAGGUGGACCUAUAAUAGCUUUUCAAGUAGAGAAUGAAUAUGCCAGUACGUAUCUACCUGGGAUUUUUCUCCCUGAUAAGAAAUACCUCAGACAACUCAGGCAACUAAUGAUUGAUCACGGGAUAAAAGAACAACUCAUGACGUCAGAUGCUGCAAUGUAUGGAACAAUAGGGUCUCUACCUGGACUAGUACUUCAAACGGCCAACUUUGCUGGUAAUCCUGAAAAUGAAUUUAGCCAGUUGAAAACAUUCCAACCAGCCAGACCCAUCAUGGCCAUGGAAUAUUGGACAGGCUGGUUCGACCAUUGGUCUGAACAACAUCAUCUUAGGAAUGACUCGGAUUUCCGUGACAAUUUGGAAAGAAUUUUGAGAUACCCGGCCUCUGUCAACAUGUACAUGUUUAUUGGAGGAACAAGCUUUGGAUUUAUGAAUGGAGCCAACCUAGAUAACGGACUCUCUGACAAUUCUGGAUAUCAGCCAGAUACAACAAGUUAUGACUAUGAUCCUCCACUAGCAGAAAAUGGUGACUACACUAUAAAGUACGUCAUGGUCAAAGAACUACUGAAAAAGUACAACCCAAUAGGAACCAGACUUCCUCAAACUCCUCACUUAGUGCCCAGAGUGGCAUACAACUCACAUUUAAUCCAGGGCCAGCUGACACUAGAUGAGAUCAUAGACAGGAUACCCCAUAGAGUAUUCACCAAACAAUUGAAACCUAUGGAACAGCUACCUAUCAACAACAUGUCAGGUCAAAGCUAUGGCUACGUCAUUUAUAGACAUAGGUUAUUUCAUCUACCAUCUUAUUCGCACGUUCGCAUCAAUGGAAGAGUAUGUGACACGGUAGUAGUCACCCUGAAUGAUCAGCUCAUGUCAAGGCCUUUAGAUACUGCUAGUGACCUAGAUGCAUUUGGAUUCUGGAAAGUAGCAAAUUCGACGUUGGAGCUCGGAAGCAACUUGUAUUCUUACUCUGUCUUGGACCUGAUGGUAGAGAAUUGGGGUAGAGUAGGGUAUGGAAAAUUGAGCCAGUUCAACCAAUUCAAAGGCAUCUGGCAAGGAGGUGUAUACGUAAACAACGAACAGCUGCAAGAUUGGGAAAUACUGCCAUUGGAGUUCAAGAAAUCUUGGACGAAGAGCUUGACAGGAUGGCAUGUUCCAUCUAAAUAUACUGGACCUGCUUUGUUUAAGACUGAUAUUUUCAUAGAAAAUCCUCAAGAUACAUAUCUUGAUAUGCAAAACUGGUGUAAAGGAAUCGUGAUUGUGAAUAACUUCGUUUUGGGAAGAUACUCGAAAAUUGGACCUCAGCAGACAUUGUACCUUCCGGGUCCAUUUUUGCGAAAAGGUUGGAAUAAAAUUCUUAUUUUUGAACACUAUAGAGCUGCAGAUAAAGUAUCGUUCACGGAUCAACCUGUAUUUAAAACUAGGACAUCAAAGAAAAAGGUUAUAGAGUGAGCAAAGGCCAUAACAAGUUUGAAAUAGUGAGUAAUUUAACCAUGAAUGCAAUUCAAACAAUAUACUUAAAAUAAUGCAGGGACGUCGGUCAUAUAAUGCGAAACCAUUAAGAUAAUAUAUAGAUAACGUACACAAAUAGUCUAGAGCAAAAGACUACCACACGCGUCGCGUUGUGUGUGCACUAGUACAUGCUACGGUUCGGUCGUAUGUUAAGUAUGUAGGAGACCUUUUGUGAUGAAUCCAAGAAAAGGUAUCGAUGUAAGUAGUUAGAAAUUACACAUCAUUUAUUUCGGAGAGCCAAUCCUCGAAUUGAAGUGAAAUGGAAUAUUACAACAGUUGUUAUCAUGCUUAUUUUUUAUCCGUAACCACUUUUUGAUAAUAACACUAGUAGCGUGAUCGCUACAUUCAUUCUGGUUUUUUGAAUCGGCUUGAAAAGAUAUUAUUCGAAAUCGUAGGUAGCGUCACUAUUUUUGAAGCAUCUUCUUAGCACGUCUCCCUAAUAGCCUAUUUAAGGGUCGCAGUCCUUAGAAUUUCGUUUUUACACAAAUCAGUUAAUUUUAAGGAGACUAAACCCGCAGAACGAGGUUCAUUAACCUUAUUGAUGCUUAGACUACUGUAGUAGCUUCUUUUAAGGGACCACUAUAUAGCAUGUGAAUCAGUCGCUUUGUCAUUCCAAAGCGUAACAUCUAAAAAUUGAUACUUUUUUGUCUGGGAAAUAUCGAAUGUGGUUAUCACACAAAUAAACUGUCAUAAUCAAAUUAGCAUCAUUUUGAAAUUCUUAUUAUAAUUGAACUGAUGUAUUUUGUGUGAGCAAUGAGGUUGUAUAGUUUCAAUGAUUUAAUAAAUGAAUUUAAGU